AUGAAGGGUAUGGAGAUGUUGCGCCGCUCUUCAGUAUUCGCGGCUGAAGUAAUGGAAGUGUUUGAUCGCUCCCCAACGGAUAAGGAGAUUGUGUCUCAGUCCAAGGCGUUAUGCAGGGACUACAUUCAUUCAAGGCUUAACCGGGCAGGGAUCGGUUGGUCUAAACCCGAGCAUGGAUUUUCGUCUGGUGGAACCUUGGGAGAGGUAUCCUCGGUUCUCCUCUGGUUAGGAGAUGAGCUGGAGUACCUGAGACCUAACGUCUACCGCAACGUGGCUCGACAACUCAACAUCACUGUUGCCUCCGAGAGUGUGGUGUCUGAUGCUUUCUUGGCAGUGGCUGCUGAAAUAUUCUCCACAGGUUUAUCAAAGACUAAUUUCACCCUCCACUUCUCCACAGGUGUGACAUGGGGUAAGAUCGUAUCCCUGUAUGCAGUGGCAGGGGCACUUGCAGUGGACUGCGUCAGGCACGGCCAGCCUGCCAUGGUGCACACCAUUGUGGACUGCAUGGGCGAAUUUGUUCGCAAAAGCCUGGUGCCAUGGCUGAAGAGGAGGGGAGGAUGGGCUGAUAUCACAAAGUGUGUCGUUAACACGGACCCCACUUUUCGAUCCCACUGGCUGGUGGCAGCGGCUUGUACAUGUGGUCACUACUUGAAGGCUAUGGUCUUCUACCUUCUAAGGGAGAAGUGA
Messenger RNA from Chanos chanos (milkfish), 687 nucleotides. It is a transcript of the gene boka, whose product is annotated as BCL2 family apoptosis regulator BOK a. The transcript is spliced from 4 exons. Gene Ontology annotation, biological process: intrinsic apoptotic signaling pathway in response to DNA damage; extrinsic apoptotic signaling pathway in absence of ligand; regulation of apoptotic process. Lineage: Eukaryota; Metazoa; Chordata; Actinopteri; Gonorynchiformes; Chanidae. The record is from RefSeq and is a predicted model, not a curated record. Gene Ontology annotation, cellular component: mitochondrial outer membrane. Gene Ontology annotation, molecular function: BH domain binding. Bases 1 to 687 code for a protein of 228 amino acids.